AUGGCAGCCACCACGGAUGAGAAACCCGCUGUCGUCAGCCUCUCAGAUACCGAGAAGGAACUCGGCUCUAAGGUACCGGAUAAGCUGGCGGGCUUUGAGGACCCGGAUGCUGGAUUGAGUGAGGAGGAGAAGGCUAGAAUAGACCGCAAACUCCUGUGGAAGCUUGACGUGCGUCUUGUACCAUGGCUGAGUCUACUCUAUCUCGUCUCCUUUCUCGAUCGUACAAAUAUCGGCAAUGCCAAGAUUGAUGGCCUGUCAAAAGAUCUCGGCAUGUCCCCGGAUCAAUACAACGCUACCCUCACAAUUUUCUUCGUCUCAUACUCCGUCUUUGAGCCGUUGACCAAUAUUUUGCUCAAGCGAUUGCGGCCGAGUAUUUUCAUUCCAUCUAUUAUGAUUGCUUGGGGUAUCUGCAUGACCUGCAUGGGUCUGGUCAAGAAUUACUCGGGUCUCAUGGCCGUUCGCUGGUUUCUCGGUCUCAGUGAGGCUGGUCUGUUCCCCGGUGUCGGUUACUUCCUAUCAUGCUGGUAUAAGCGUUCAGAAUUCGGUGUGCGAAUGGCCAUCUUUUUCUCUGCUGCUGCGCUGGCCGGAUCCUUCGGUGGUUUGCUCGCUGCCGCCAUUGCAAAGAUGGAUGGUGUUGGUGGCAAGCGAGGUUGGGCCUGGAUCUUCAUUCUGGAGGGACUGGUCACGGUCGUGAUUGGUUUCAUUUCCUUCUGGUGUGUCUAUGACUUCCCCGACCAGGCAACGUUCUUAUCACCGGAGGAUCGUACGCGAGUGUUGCGCCGUCUUGCGGCCGAUCAGCAGUCCAGUGCGGAACAUGAAGAGUUCAAGAUGUCGUAUUUCUGGGCUAGUGUCAAAGAUUGGAAGACUUGGAUUGGAGCUGUUAUCUACAUGGGAGCGGAUGGAUCGCUGUAUGCGUUCUCGCUGUUUGUGCCAACAAUUAUCAACGAACUAGUGAGUUCCUCUGGCAAAACGAUGUAUCACUCGAUCCGCGCUCAGCUGCUCAGUGUGCCACCAUACGCCGCGGCUGCCAUUUUGACCGUCUCGAUUGGCUUCAUUGCAGACCGCACACGCCAGCGUGGUCUCUGCAAUAUUGGCGUUUCCUUCCUCGGCAUGAUUGGCUUCGCCAUGCUUUUGGGAUGCGAGUCCCCCGGCGCACGAUAUGCAGGCGUUUUCCUCGGCGCCAUGGGUAUAUACCCAGCCAUUGCAAACACCAUCUCCUGGUCUAGUAAUAACAUCGAAGGUGUUUACAAGCGUGGUGUCUCCCUCGGCUUCAUUAUUGGAUGGGGUAACCUCAAUGGAAUCGUCUCGUCGAAUAUCUACCGCGACAAGGAUAAGCCCCGCUACUACCCGGGUCACAGCGUUGUUCUGGGCUACCUUGUAUUGUUCCUGUUUGGUGGCUCGGUUGUGCAGUAUCUGCUGCUCCGUCGCGAGAAUGCCAAGCGCCGUCGCGGAGAGCGUGAUCAGUGGAUCGAGGGAUUGGAUCACAGUCAGAUUGAGUUGCUGGGUGAUAAACGCCCAGAUUUCAUGUACACUCUGUGA
Messenger RNA from Penicillium cataractarum, 1539 nucleotides. RefSeq names its product allantoate permease family MFS transporter. Lineage: Eukaryota; Fungi; Ascomycota; Eurotiomycetes; Eurotiales; Aspergillaceae. Gene Ontology annotation, molecular function: transmembrane transporter activity. The record is from RefSeq and is a predicted model, not a curated record. The transcript has 6 exons. Gene Ontology annotation, biological process: transmembrane transport. The coding region runs from base 1 to 1539 and encodes 512 amino acids. Gene Ontology annotation, cellular component: membrane.